AUGGCUUUGCCUCAUCGGCGCCUCUUCCUCUUCACCGUCGUCGUCUUCCUCCCACAAGUGUUCUCCCAGCUCCCCAACAUCUGCGGGACCAAGGCCAAUGGCAGGUACGCCUGCCCUGACUGCUCCACCUCUACUGCAGCCACCUCAAACCGUAGCGCCGGCUUCGAGGCCAACCUCCUCCGGCUCCAGGCCUCUCUCCAACACAUGGCCGCCACGGACGCCAGCUUCCUGAACUCCACUUUCACCACUGGCGCCAGCGACGCGGCGGACACGGUCUUUGGGCUCGCCAUGUGCUUCACCGACGCGGAGCGGUCCGACUGCUCUGCCUGUCUCGCUGGCGCGGCAGCCGAGUUGCCCGGGAUCCGGUGCGCAGGCCGCAGGGACAUUGUCCUCUGGUACGGGCACUGCCUCGUGCGCUACGAUGACACCCCCUUCUUCGGCACCGCGGACACGUCACCGGCGCGGCGGUUCGACGUGCCCAACCCCCACAACUUCUCAGAUCCAGUGAGCCUGGGUGCGGCGCGUCAGAGGCUGGCCGGGCGGAUGCUCCCCGCCGCGGCGGCCUCGACGCUCCGGUUUGCCUUUGAUGCCAAGGAGGUCACACCGAACAUGACGCUGCAUGGGCUGGCGCAAUGCACGGAGGACCUGCCCGCCGAGGAGUGCAGCCGGUGCCUGGCAUCGCACAUGGUCUGGCUCGCCGGAUGCUGCGCCGACAUGGACGGUGUCCGUCUAAACGGGCCCAGCUGCUACCUGCGCUAUGAGUUCAUGGCCUUCAUCCCCAGCAUGCCGCCGUCCAUGGCACCCCUGCUACCUCCUCCUCCGGCGUCUGAAUCAGGGACUCCCUCAGGGAGGAAGAAGGCUAGAACAUACAUACUUGCGGGGACCCUGAAUGCAUUGGCGCUGCUGUGCCUCUGUCUUCUGGGAGCAUUUCUGUAUUACAAGAAGAAGUUUCAUGGCUCACUUCCUCCCAUGCCCUGGAAGAGGGACACACCGACGAUUGAAUCCUUCCUGCGGCGGCAACAUCCGAGGAGGUACAGCUACUCGCAAGUGAAACGGAUGACGAAAUCUUUCUCGCACAAACUUGGCCACGGCGGCAACGGUGUGGUCUACAAAGGCAGACUCCCGGAUGGCCGUGAGAUUGCCGUGAAGAUGCUCAAGGACAACAGGGACGUCGAUGGCGAGGAUUUCAUGACUGAGGUCGCCAGCAUCAGCAGGACCUCCCAUGUCAACGUCGUCACGCUGCUGGGAUUCUGCUUGCAGGGUAGAUCUAAAAGGGGACUCAUCUAUGAGUUCAUGCCGAAUGGCUCCCUUGAAAGAUACACUUCUGGGAGAGGCACUGAGCACAACUCACUUGGCUGGGAGACACUGUUCGACAUUGCUGUCGGCAUUGCGCGAGGCCUCGAGUACCUGCACAGAGGUUGCAACGCGCACAUUGUGCAUUUUGACAUCAAGCCUCACAACAUCCUCCUGGACCGGGACCUCCGGCCUAAGAUCUCCGACUUCGGACUGGCCAAGCUGUGCUCCCAAAAAGAGAGCACAAUCGCGGUGUCCAUUGCAGGAGCUCGGGGCACGAUCGGGUACAUCGCGCCUGAGGUGUUCUCCAGGGGAGUAGGGGCAGUCACCAGCAAGUCCGACGUCUACAGCUAUGGCAUGAUGGUUCUUGAGAUAUCUGGGGCUAGGAGGAGCAUGGAUGACGACGAUUUCACUGAUUCAGAGGCAAGCAGCAGCAGCAAGUAUUUCCCCCAGUGUUUAUAUGAAGGCUUAGAUCAGUUCUGUGCAAGAGCUUGCGCCAUCGAUGAUAGCGAUGGCAAGGCUACCGGACUGGUGAGGAAGAUGGUGGUGGUCGGGCUGUGGUGCGUGCAAAUCUCCCCUUCGGACCGGCCUUCCAUGACCAGAGUGCUCGAGAUGCUGGAGAAGAGUGCUGAAGAGCUUCAGCUACCACCACACACUCCACGUGGACCUUGA
Triticum turgidum subsp. durum (durum wheat) is the source of this 1965-nucleotide messenger RNA. The record is from the annotation of a GenBank genome assembly. Lineage: Eukaryota; Viridiplantae; Streptophyta; Magnoliopsida; Poales; Poaceae.